AUACCGCAAAUUCAACUCAUCGAGCUAUACUUUGCCUUUUCAUUUUCAAUCCAAUCAUCCCAUCAAUCAUCAUGUAAUUCCUCAGCAUCAUAACUAUUCUCUCCUUCACCACAGGAAUCUAUGCUGGCUGCUACACCAGUGGCAUCUCCGGUAGCGCAGUCAAUAUAAAUUCUUAUCUAGGAACCAUCUGUAACGGACUCUCUGGAAAAUAUGUCAAGAAUGAGCAGCGACACCAAUGCGUCAUGGAUAGCGCUAGUGUCCAAUGGGACUUUACCCUCAAGUAUAUUGGAUCCGAUUCUUCCAGGAACAUCGGUUCAAGUGAGUGCAUCAGUGGCAUGCAGAAAGAAACCGCAUGCGGCAAGGGUGGAUCUUCUUCUUAUUCGAACUGGGCAUAUACCGCCGAUCCAAAUGCCGGUUCUUGCUAUUCGAUCUCAAAAUAAUUGGGUCUGGAUCUCGAACGUGUCAUCAAUUGCUAAAGAUAGCUUCCACACUUGUGUUGAUGGUAGCUAAGUAUGAACGGUCCAAGAUGUUGGUACGUGGUGGUUGGCGUCAGAUAUUGUGAAGUCUUUACUUGUCUUGCGAUGUUAUUGUUUUCAUUGGAUUGCUUUAAGUCACACAAUCGUUUAGUCCAUCUUUGUAUUCUUGGUUUCUGUUUUGAUGCUUGUAUAUCGUAGGUUCGCUGGAAUCAAAUGGUUUUUUAUCUUAACAUACC
Molecule: messenger RNA, 712 nt
Organism: Botrytis sinoallii
Lineage: Eukaryota; Fungi; Ascomycota; Leotiomycetes; Helotiales; Sclerotiniaceae
Exons: 3
Coding region: 211-510 (99 amino acids)
Source: RefSeq, a predicted model, not a curated record